Talpa occidentalis (Iberian mole) is the source of this 3555-nucleotide messenger RNA. It is a transcript of the gene GPR68, whose product is annotated as G protein-coupled receptor 68. The coding region runs from base 461 to 1525 and encodes 354 amino acids. The transcript has 2 exons. Gene Ontology annotation, cellular component: membrane. Gene Ontology annotation, biological process: cellular response to pH; G protein-coupled receptor signaling pathway. Lineage: Eukaryota; Metazoa; Chordata; Mammalia; Eulipotyphla; Talpidae. The record is from RefSeq and is a predicted model, not a curated record. Gene Ontology annotation, molecular function: G protein-coupled receptor activity.
CCUGGCUGCUGGAGCAACAGCGUGGGGGGUCCCCUGGGCAGGGCAAGGUGGAUCCAGUCUCCUCUUCCCAGGACUCUGCAGAGCCACUGGAGGAAGCCGGGUUAUUUGAGGCUUGAGGGCAGAGCUCAGCUCGGCAGGCAGUCAGAAAGGACAGAAUUCGGACGCCCUUUGCUGCCACUCACUGCUAGCUCCUCACCUGGCGUCAAGACGACCACUUUCCUGGGGUCAGUCCAGCUGUUUGCAAACUGGAGAUCGUGACCCAUUAGUGGAUGAGGAAACCAAUUUAGUAGCUCAUGACCUGCAUAUAGAAAACCAGAAAUGAUCAGGAUGCAGCACCAGUUGGACUUUCAGGAACUUAACCUGUACCCAUGAAGCCCAGCUGGACCCGUAUCCAAUAAACAAGAUGGCAGGAGAGAGACGGCCCUUUCCCUGAGUCCAUGAGGCCCCCUCAGGCCCAACAAUGGGGAACAUCACUGCAGACAACACCUCUCUGCUGACCUGUGCCAUCGACCACACCAUCCACCAGACUCUAGCCCCGGUGGUCUAUGUCACUGUGCUGGUGGUGGGCUUCCCGGCCAACUGCCUGGCCCUCUACUUCGGCUACCUGCAGAUCAAGGCCCGGAACGAGCUUGGCGUGUACUUGUGCAACCUGACGGUGGCCGACCUCUUCUACAUCUGCUCGCUUCCCUUCUGGCUGCAGUACGUGCUACAGCACGACAACUGGUUGCACAGCAACCUGUUCUGCCAGGUGUGCGGCAUCCUCCUGUAUGAGAACAUCUACAUCAGCGUGGGCUUCCUCUGCUGCAUCUCCAUCGACCGCUACCUGGCCGUGGCCCAUCCCUUCCGCUUCCACCAGUUCCGCACCCUCAAGGCGGCCGUGGGUGUCAGCGUGGUCAUCUGGGCCAAGGAGCUGCUGGCCAGCGUCUACUUCCUCCUGCACCAGGAGGUGGCGGUGGACAAGGACCGGCACCGCCUCUGCUUCGAGCACUACCCCCUGAGGCAGUGGCAGCGGGGCAUCAACUACUACCGCUUCUUGGUGGGCUUCCUCUUCCCCAUCUGCCUGCUGCUGGUCUCCUACCAGGGCAUCCUGCGGGCCGUGCGCCGCAGCCACGGCACCCAGAAAAGCCGCAAGGACCAGAUCCAGCGGCUGGUGCUCAGCACGGUGGUCAUCUUCCUGGCCUGCUUCCUGCCCUACCACGUGCUGCUGCUUGUGCGCAGCCUCUGGGAGUACAGCUGCGAUUUCGCCAAGAGCAUCUUCAACACCUACCAUUUUGCCCUCCUCCUCACCAGCUUCAACUGUGUGGCUGACCCUGUGCUCUACUGCUUCGUCAGCGAGACCACCCACCGGGACCUGGCCCGCCUCUGUGGGGCCUGCUGGGCCUUCCUCACCUGCUCCAGGACCAGCCGGGCCCAGGAGGCCUCUGGGAAGAACGAGGAGCCUGAGUUGUUGACCAAGCUCCACUCAACCUUCCAGACCCCUAACUCGCCAGCACUGGGAGGAUCCCCCACGGGGGCGCUGGCCUAAGUGGGGUCACCCCUAGUGGGGUGAAGCUUGGUCUGAGCUUGCUCAGCAGCUGCCACCUGCUUUGCCACCAAACAGAGGUGGCUCUUUCUGCUGGAGGGAGCCAUGGGCCUGGGUCACUGGGCCAUGGGCCUGGGCCUCAGAAGACCCCUCUAGGCCCAGGAAGCCACUGUAGCUUGCUGAGUGCCUAUGACUGUCAGAUUUGGGGCUCAGCCCUGUCAGCUCAUGGGUGUCGUCUGCUGCUGGCUGGGCUGCUGGUGGGGGAAGAUGGUGGACCACCACCUCCUGGAAGUUUUCAAGGAGGAGCUGGAGUGGAGGUGCAUGGAGUAAGGACACAGAGGAUGGGUGAUUGGGUGAUGAAGGUGGGGACCUGAGUGUGCACCUGCUAGGGCCUUCCCGUGCCAUACUGUUAUACUUAACACCUGUCCAGAUGUAGUGUUGUCUGAGGAGGUGAGGCUGAGUUGUCCUCACUAACACUGGAGACCCAUCCCACUGCAGGUUGGGAAGGGAAAUGAGCAGGGUUAGGAGGUUGGAGGGGGAGAAAAAGGUAGGGAGGUGUUUGGGGCACUGGGAGUACAGGGGAUGCAGAACAGGGGAGAGGAGUGACAAGCAGGAGAGACCCCAGCUCCAACCAUUUCAUAGUUUCACAGAGAGCUGAGAAGAUUCUUAAGGGUCAGGAGAGGGACCUAAAAACAGGGUCCAGUGGGGUUCUCUACACAGAUCCUUCAUUAGUUUUCUGUUUGCAUCUUCCCAGAAGCAAAAAAGCAAAAGACCCAGAAGUUUGGGAAGUUGUGUGUGUGUGUGUGUGUGUGUGUGUACAUGGUUAAAAUGCUAGGGUCUCCAUGACAGCCAUGUGCCAAGACACAGAGGUUAGGGUCACAUGACUGCUGGCUGUGUCCACCCCCAGCCCCUGCCCCACACUCUGGAGUAUCCUGUGUCUCGGAGCGAAGCACGACUUUCUCCGUGAGUUCCCAGACACAACAGAACAAACACAUCAGAGAUGUACUCUUGGGCGUCCCUCGCCCAAAGUCCUGGGUUCCACUCCACUAUGGUGUAAAGAGCCCCUGUGACAGGAGAGGGGUCACUUCCCUCCUUUGUUCCCCAGCCUGCUCCUCUGCAGAGGUGUCCCACCUCGCCCCCCAGCAGUGACGGUGGCCGUGAGCCAUGGUGCCCGGGGCGCUGGCCACCAUCUUUCUUUAGGUUCUGGAAGGGAGGGGCUCAUCUCAUCAGCAACUUCAUGCUUGGCUGUGUUGAGCCCCUGCUCUGGUGAACAUGCUAGUGACCAGAAGAGCUGCUUGCUGCUUCAGGAGACCUCCCACCGGCUUCACAGAUUUCCUGACUAGUGGGCUGGAGCCAGCUCUGACUUCCCUCAAAGGCCUGGGAGUCGAGCUUCUCACCACCAAGUUGAGUGGGGUUGCACCUGGGGAGAAACCAGAGACAGGGAGGUAGAAGCUGGCAUCAGUAGAACAUUUCUGGAGUCUACUAAAAGGAGGGUCUGGGAGAAGCUCUCUCUCAGCCUCCCUCCUCGCUUUUUCCUCUCUCGAAAAGCUAGAUCUACCCCAAGUUUCUUAACCCUCCCCACAGGGGUCCCCAGAGACACAUAACCCUGACUGGCUAUGCCUCAGGGAAGUGUGGUUACUGGGGUCCCAGCCUACACUUGGCACUGACUGGGCAGCCUGUGGUCUAGCUCCUACAGGCACUUCUUAUAACCUGGGGAGUUCCCUUUCCUGUAGGAGGAAGAGAUCAGGUCUGAAGUUUACAGAAAUGGUCACAUGGCUGAGCUAGGGAUCUUACUGGAGCAACUGGCUGAGCCCCUUAUGUCCCCUCAUUCUACAGUAUUUCCUCCUAUUGUCACCUUAAACAUGGGCGUUCCCACUGGGAUGGACAGGGAUAAGCUAAGGGCGGUUCCGUUUACUCUCAACAGUUGUAUUUUUGUACUGUCCCCUUUCAUGCCAUGUAUGUGUGUGUUAGACUGUGCAAAGGAUUUAUGUAGCAAACUUGAGUCUGAAAUAAAGCAAAGUAACCAGCCACCA